AUGGUUACGAAACUUAGUGAAUUAUUUGCUUUUACCAAAAUAUUCUUCCUCAUGAUGAGGUAUGGAACGUAAAGGCUUUGUUUCAAGUCAUAGAGAUUGAUAAAUAUUAAAAGUUGUGAGCCAUUUGUCCAAGGCUCCAAGAUUGAUAAAUUUACAAGUUAUGAAUAAAGCAAAUUUGAAGAUUAGGGCAUUUGUCAGGCAAGACGUAAGAAAAAUUAGAGGUUAAAUGCUUUGUUCUCAAAUUAGAGAGGUUUACUGAUCGAGUAUAGCUUUAUGUAGCUACAACUAUGA
Stylonychia lemnae is the source of this 291-nucleotide messenger RNA. NCBI's taxonomy places the organism in Eukaryota, Ciliophora, Spirotrichea, Sporadotrichida, Oxytrichidae. The record is from the annotation of a GenBank genome assembly.